AUGAUGAGGACUUUGGUAAUUGAUCGUUUGCGAAGGCACUUGUCCCUAGAAAAGAGUGCAUCGCCACAGAGACAGACGGCCAACCAACUGUUAGGCGGUAGUGGAAAUGUGAGACUCUCCGCCAAUUCCAGCCAUGAAAGACCCGUCGAAGACAGUCCCAAGAAAAAGCGGUCAAUUUUGUCCUUGAGUGGAAGACGCACCAGCGAACUACGUUUGGGAUCUGACGGGAAAUUGUUUACAAAUGGGUACGACGACCUAUCCAACUACAAACGACCGAGUUCACCUAUUGAAAAGAUCAAAUCCUUAUUCCGCAAAAAUGACACAACACAUGUGACCUCUCAACCAAGCAACGACUACUAUCCGGGGCGCUCUGGCCAAAUCUCAAACGCAGUGGCUCGGCACAGAAGAAUCUCAACCCUGAAGAGCUCCGACUAA
This is a messenger RNA of Cylicocyclus nassatus, 435 nucleotides long. Lineage: Eukaryota; Metazoa; Nematoda; Chromadorea; Rhabditida; Strongylidae. The record is from the annotation of a GenBank genome assembly.